Messenger RNA from Mercurialis annua (annual mercury), 621 nucleotides. Its product is annotated as auxin-responsive protein SAUR68-like. Gene Ontology annotation, biological process: response to auxin. The transcript has a single exon. NCBI's taxonomy places the organism in Eukaryota, Viridiplantae, Streptophyta, Magnoliopsida, Malpighiales, Euphorbiaceae. Bases 66 to 503 code for a protein of 145 amino acids. The record is from RefSeq and is a predicted model, not a curated record.
UUCAGAUCUUUAAUUUUUCCGUUUCUUGAAACCUUCUUGAUUCAGUUUGUUAACUAAUUAACAAGAUGAUUAAUUCAAAGAAACUCCUGAAAUUUGCAAAGAAAUGGCAGAAACUCACUGCUAUUCGCCGAAAACGCAUCACAUCACCUCAAACUACAGAUUCAGCUAGUUCUUGCAGCACUUCUUCAUCAAAAGCUGAAAAGGGUCAUUUCGUAGUUUAUUCUGCUGAUCAGAAACGUUUCCUGUUGUCUUUAGAGUAUCUAAACAAUGAAAUAAUCCGAGAGUUAUUCGACAUGGCAGAGGAAGAGUUUGGAUUGCCUAGCGGUGGACCUCUUAUGUUACCAUGUGAUGCAGAGCUGAUGGAAUAUGCAAUUUGUUUGAUUAAAAACAAGGCCACAAGAGAUGCCGAACAAGCAUUGUUGACUUGUGUAGCUACAAAUUGUGGUUCAUCAUCAGUUCGAGAUCAAACAACAAUAUACCAAUUACCAAUUUGUAGCUUUUGAAAUGAUAUACUUAGUUAGAUACUUAGACAUAGAUAUAUACCAUUGUACAUCGAUAUAAUUGUAAAUGGAAUCUCCAAAAUUUUGUUUACCACUAAUUUAUAUCUCAUUAUCAUAACAA